UCUUUUUGUAAUGCCAGGUGGCGGAACACCACCACCAAGCCAGAUGACCGACGAGCUGCAGCGCGUUGGAGACAUCGCGUCACACAUGGCUGUUCGGCUGCCCAAUCCCUGUGACAGUGACCGCAGCCGGCAUAAUGCUGUGCCAGGGGGAUCGCAGCCUUCCAAAUUGCAGUGCACACCUGCUGUCGCUGCACUGCUGUCAGAGACUCAAGACAGGCCUCUGGAACAGUUCGCUGGUUGUCAAGACAUGUACGACGAAUCAACAGACCUCUGGUCAUGGGACGACAACAGUAGCCCGAUAGAAGAUGCUUCAACAAAUACUGCACGCCCCCAUGGCCAAGUACAAGACACUUUAGACAGCCAACCACGCAAUGGCGGUGGUGCAAAACCAUCAGAGGCUGCAGCUGUACCAUCUACAGCAAGUUCCAGUGCCGCUGCAGCGGUGGCAUUGCUGGUGGUCUUGGUGGAGCAGGUGACGUAG
Dermacentor silvarum is the source of this 481-nucleotide messenger RNA. RefSeq lists its product as uncharacterized. The record is from RefSeq and is a predicted model, not a curated record. The coding region runs from base 11 to 481 and encodes 156 amino acids. NCBI's taxonomy places the organism in Eukaryota, Metazoa, Arthropoda, Arachnida, Ixodida, Ixodidae. The transcript has 3 exons.